Messenger RNA from Camellia sinensis, 1857 nucleotides. RefSeq lists its product as uncharacterized. Lineage: Eukaryota; Viridiplantae; Streptophyta; Magnoliopsida; Ericales; Theaceae. The record is from RefSeq and is a predicted model, not a curated record.
UCUCUAGAUAUACGUAUGUCUAUAUUUGUUGCAGAUUAAGUUAUGAAAGUGUGUAUUUUUUUUUAAAAAAAUAUGGAUAUUAUUGAAUAAUUUAAUUUUGGAUCUGAGAUGACUGGGAAAUCUUCCUCAAGGGCGGGCAUGUGCUGAUGUUUUUUUUUUUUUUUUUAAUUUUUCUUAUAAUAAUAAAUUAUUUGUAAUACAUCAUAAUUAGAGUUGGUUUUAUACGAUUCCUGUUACUUUAUUCAUUUUCCAAGUGUCUUGUCGCGUGAUUGUUUGGUUUUCCACGUUGUUUCGUUUUCACGGAUCAGUUACCUAACUAUACAUCUCUGACUUGUCUAUUUAUCUCUAUAUAUAUAUGUAUGUAUGUAUUUAUAUAUGUCUAUGCAUUUUGGUCUAUCCAACUAACAAUUUCUCUUGGAUCUAGAUUUGCUCAAAGGGCCAGGUUUAGUUUGGAAAUGGCAAAAGGUACCAGGGGAAGACGCAGGAUUGCCUCACGACAGUGCAGGGCAACCCCAUAUCCAUUGCCAUCAUGUAAUCACGACGCAAUCGAGGGCAUGAACCCGAAGAAAUGCUCAAAAAUCUUGGAGAAGAAAGACUGGGAAGAUGCAACCUGUUCUGUAUGCAUGGAGUAUCCACACAAUGCUGUUCUUCUCUUGUGCUCCUCUCACGACAAGGGUUGUCGUCCCUACAUGUGUGGCACGAGCUUUCGUUAUUCUAACUGCCUAGAUCAGUACAAGAAAGCCUACACUAAAGUGACAUCAACCCAUCACGAGCAACCCUCACAAGACUCGGUUGAUAAUUCAGUUGUGGGCUCCAUUACUAGUUGGCCUGUUGAGAAGUGUGAAGCAACGGAGCUUGCAUGCCCCCUUUGCAGGGGCCAGGUGAAGGGAUGGACUGUAGUUGAACCUGCACGGGAGUAUCUAAAUGCUAAGAAGAGAAGCUGCACACAGGAUAACUGCUCGUUCAUUGGAACAUACAAAGAGUUGAGGAAACACGUGAGGGCAGAGCAUCCUUCUGCUCGGCCACGGGAAGUGGAUCCUGCUCUUGAACAAAAAUGGAGGCGCCUCGAGCAUGAUCGAGAGCGGGAUGAUGUGAUCAGCACGAUAAGGUCGUCGAUGCCUGGGGCAAUGGUUUUUGGUGAUUACGUGAUAGAAGGAAGUCAUUAUGGUUUUGAUACGGACGAAGAGGAUGGUUUUGAUGUGGAUGUUGGAGAGAGGAAUGCAGGUUUUGAACUGGGAAUCAAUAGCAAUUUGGUCAAUGUUUUUCUCCUAUUGCACGCGUUUGGUGGGCCAGGCGGAAACGUUGGCCAGAAUCGAGGAAUGAGGCAGCACGAGAGGGAUUCUGACCGCGCAUUAGAUGGUGGAGGUGGUGUUGGGUUUGGCCACACCUCUCCUGUUGGUGGUUUUGAUUUGUCCGAUGAAGAUAGUGACAGUCACAAUGAUAACGAUGGUGACAAUGACGGUAUAUCACUGGUUCACCGCCUCCGCCGCCAGGGAAGGAUUCUGUUGGGACGGUCGGGGAGGAGACGAAGGCGUAGAGAAGCCAGUGGAGGCCGGAGAUAGCUCUAAAUGUAAUGGAAAAAGAAUGGAAUUGGGAGAAAAAUAGCGGGGGCUUUUUAGUUUAGGAAAGAUAAAAUCAAUAGUACUUUUUAAAAAUUUGGAAAGCAUAAUUUCAUUUAAAUCUGGGUUUAAAAAUGGAUGAUGUCCAAUAGAAUGACGACUGAGAAUGGAAGGUGGAAAAAAAUCUGUUUUUCCCAUUGUUGUAAUUUCAUUGUUCCAUUUUUUUUAUUAUUGUUUUACAUCACUGAAAGUUCUGAUAUGUGAAUUUCACUACUGUAAACAUGUAAUUAAUUCUCUC